This is a messenger RNA of Salvia splendens (bonfire salvia), 2601 nucleotides long. RefSeq lists its product as uncharacterized. The transcript has 9 exons. NCBI's taxonomy places the organism in Eukaryota, Viridiplantae, Streptophyta, Magnoliopsida, Lamiales, Lamiaceae. The record is from RefSeq and is a predicted model, not a curated record. Bases 500 to 1522 code for a protein of 340 amino acids.
UGGAAAUGAAGAAUGGAGUAAAGUGGUAAAAUAAAGAAUUGGGGAAAAUUUUACUAAGAUUUCAGUUUUCAAACUGCAAAUUUGCAGUUCAAAGUUGUAAAGCUACUGCAAGUGACAUUGACAACAUCACCUCUCUCUCUUCCAUUGGAGACUUCAUCUUCAUGUGCACCACCGACUGUAAGUUGCUGCUGCGAUGCAUUUCGAUUGUAUGGAGAUAAUAGCUAAUUUUCAGUCGCAUUUUGUUGCUUGUGUAAAUUUUGCAUUCUGCCUUCGAUUUCGUGCUUUUACUGCCUGUUUCUACCUGCAUGAGCGAUUUUCCCUGGAGUUUGUUCGCGCGAUGAUUGUGUGCCCUUUUCAGUUUAUGAGCGUGGAAAAUUUCCGUCAGAACCGUUGAAAUUUUGAUGAUAUAGGAACUCGUUCAUUUUCUCAGCACUGGUGAUUAUGUGUGGAGUAUUUUAUAGGAUGCUUGCUACACAUUCUGAUUCAAGGUUUUGUAGCCAUGGAUUUAUCUCUUCCAGACUCAUUAGACGAUGUAACAUCCUUUGCAUCCAAGACCGGAUACCAUACUCGAGAUGAUUGGAUGAGCGACUUUUUGCCUUUUCAUGGGCGUGAUAUGCUGGAGGAAGAUGUUUUGAAUGAGAAAUCUUGUAUGCAAGUGCUGAAGAUAUGGAUUGACAAAGCAGAUGAAGAUAUUGUAAAACUUGAAGAAGAUAUAUUGAUUCUUCAGUGCCAACUGGCUCGAGAUGAUGAGAAGUGGUCUAAACAAUGCACUGUUGCUUUGAGAGAAAAGACUGAUCAUCUUGAUAUUUUGAUACAACGCUUGAAGAAGGACGAUAAUGGAAACAGCCUCCAAUCAGAAACUGAGGAACUUCCACCAAGAUUACAUGAUCUUCUGAAGCCUUUGAUGGAAAGUUACUUAGCAAAGAGUGAGCAAGCAGAAACCAGUAUGCCACAGAUGCCUGUUCCACGUGCUGUUGAACAUAACAAGAAAACAGAAGAAAAUACAUCCACCAUCAUGUUCAAAACAUAUGAGAGAAAGGGCAAGUCCACAGAGCUUGAAGAUAGGAAAAUAUGCCUUCCCCAAGAAAAGAAGAAAGAUGCAGUUAUCAGAAACUUUGAUGCAAGUGCUGACAAGUGUACAAACAACAAGGUCUCUGAGAAGGUUGUAAAUAAGCCAAGUACACUAGAACAAAGGAGAAUGCAGUUAGAGCUAUCAGAUCCCAUGGUGAAGGAAUUAACUGCAAGUAUGUCAGUAGAGAAAGCUGCUUCAAGGGAAAUUGAAGAGAAGAAAAAUAAGUACAACAAGGAUAGCUCCGAGGCAAAAGUCAUUCGAGGCAAGAUUCGACAUAAAAUCAAGGCGGAUUACGUGAAAGCCAGAACUGAACCAUUGAGUAAGGCAGGGAAAGCAAGGGUGUCAUACGAGCGUUCUAUCUGUGAGAAUGUACUCUCUGCUAAGCCUUCAGUGAAAACAGUGAAAAUGAAGGAAGAAAUACAAAAAAUCUACAAAUACAAGACACAGUGAAGGAUCUUGCAUCAGAAAUGAAGAACCCCCCUGCUCAUUGAAUGACAGAACCAAGCAAGUGAACAGUGCACGAACGGAAUCGGAGCAGUGGCAACAAAUUCAAGUGCAACAGAAGGCAAGCUAGGAAUGGCAACAAAUUCUUCAAAACCCACAGCCAGUAGUACAUGAAGUACAUGUGAUGGUGCCGAAAAAAGAUGGAGUUUCAAAAAAAGAAACUGAGCAGCAGGUGAGUAAAAACUAUAUAGCUGGCCUAUCAGAAGGCACUGCAGCAUCAAAUUUGUUGCCACAAGAGCCUCUGAGUUCACUAACCUCAAGCGAGAAAGGUCUCAAAAUGUCUCUGAUGAAACAUGCUACGGCGAAGUGUGAUGCCUCAAAUAGCAUGGCUGAGGAAGCCAUGGAUGGGGCGAAGAACGUGCCCCAUAAUCCGCCGGCUUCAUGCAUCAAGACUACGGAGAAAUUAUCACUUAGCAAUCUCAGGGCCAUUGCAAAGAGUCGAAAGACACGCGGCUACUCUAGACUUAAGAGGGAAGAGCUGCUAAAAUUUCUUGGCUUCGAGUGAUUGUUAUUGUGGACUUCAUAUGUAAAUACAAUGUAAGCCCUGAUCCCGACUCAUACAAGACGGAAAAAGGUGUGUAUUUUUUCUUCCACUGUGGAUACGACAACAAUGCAGAAAAGCAACUGAUAGAUAGUAAUUCAAUACAUGUUAAGUCCAUUACUGCAAAACUUUUUAGUUGAGCUCAGGACUUACUUCAAUACAUGCAAUAUAGCUCAGGAAUUGCAUUUUCUAUCCAGUUUACUAAUUGGCUGCAAAUGCUUAAUCUGAAAGCAAAACAUGCAUUUUGGUUUCUUUACUAUGGUUUCAUUACAGUAAACUAUGCGUUGGAACGAAGUACUCCACGUUUAAUAAUUGGCAAUCUAUUAGUUUUCCUGAUCACUUAAGCCCAUAAAAGCAUGCAAAACGGAGGUUUCCAGAUCAUCAUGUGUAGAUAGCAUAGAGAGUUCAAAUUUCUUAAAAUACUACUAGUAGUAGUAUAAAUUAAUCAUUUGACAAAAGAGGGUUGAACAUUGGUUUAUUAAUG